AUGGUGGAAUCUUGGUUAACUAUGUCGUUGCAGCUCGUGUCCUCGCUUCAAGCUCGUAUGCUCGAACUACUCGGCGUUCUCAAGUCAAAGGUACACGACCAACAUGUCUUACAGUCCUUUCUCACGCUCACAACAACGAAUGCGUGGGGUCUCUGGGGCCUAAAAGCAGUCUGCACAGCUGGUAUCUUGUACAUCUGCGGCAAGAUUUGUUCCAGGACGAUUCUGAACAACUGUACCCCGGACAAGUGGGACUGGACCCGCGAAGUGGUUCUCAUUACUAGCGGCUGCAGUGGAAUCGGAGAACAGGUGGCUCGAAAACUUGCAGAACGCCGGAUCACAGUCGCCGUACUCGACAUAAAGCCCCCUAAGACGACCCUGCCGGCCCAUGUUCAUUUUUACAAGUGUGACAUCACAUCCAUCGAGGCAAUUCGUCGUACCGCGGAACAGCUCCGCGAGAAUAUUGGCGAUCCAAGCAUCUUGAUCAACAACGCAGGUGUCUCCAAUUCGAGAGAUGUACUUGAGGAAACUGACGAGGAAAUCGAGCAAACUUUUCAUGUCAACAUUCUUGCUCAUUUUUGGAUAGUGCGUGAAUUUCUUCCGCACAUCAUCCAAAAGAACCAUGGACAUAUAGUCACUGUUGCCAGCAUGGCGAGCUUCGUGACGCUCGCAUCCAAUGUUUCCUACUCUUGUACAAAGGCUGCGACGUUGAGCUUUCACGAGGGACUGGCGCAGGAGCUGCGGCACAGAUAUGAGGCGAGGAAAGUCAGAACCUCGUAA
Molecule: messenger RNA, 777 nt
Organism: Aspergillus melleus
Lineage: Eukaryota; Fungi; Ascomycota; Eurotiomycetes; Eurotiales; Aspergillaceae
Exons: 1
Coding region: 1-777 (258 amino acids)
Molecular function (GO): oxidoreductase activity, acting on the CH-OH group of donors, NAD or NADP as acceptor
Source: RefSeq, a predicted model, not a curated record